This is a messenger RNA of Coregonus clupeaformis (lake whitefish), 2539 nucleotides long. RefSeq names its product DNA helicase MCM8-like. NCBI's taxonomy places the organism in Eukaryota, Metazoa, Chordata, Actinopteri, Salmoniformes, Salmonidae. The record is from RefSeq and is a predicted model, not a curated record. Gene Ontology annotation, biological process: double-strand break repair via homologous recombination. Gene Ontology annotation, molecular function: ATP binding; ATP hydrolysis activity; single-stranded DNA binding. Gene Ontology annotation, cellular component: MCM complex; nucleus.
AGAGGAGGGGGAUGGAGAGGAGGGGGAGGGGGAUGGAGGGGAGGAGGAGGGGGAUGGAGAGGAAGACCACGGAGAGGAAACUCACGCCCCCCCAGUGCUCAAAGAGGCUCUUCUCAGUCCUGUGUGUCUCAGACCACUCUGGACAGACUCUGUCCUUAUAAAGGCUGGGCCCUCUACUUCACUGAAGGUUUCGUAGAGAGUUCUCCGUAUGUGGAGAAGAUCAAAGUGUUUGAACAGUACUUCACCUCACAGAUACACCUUUACGACAAAGAUGAGAUUGAGCGUCAGGGCAGUGUGUUGGUGGACUAUAAGGGUCUGGUUGAGGAUAAGGAGGUGUGUAUGGCUCUGCCGGACCUGGCCAAUCAGCUGAGAGAACAACCAGAGACCACCCUCAACUGUCUGGGCCUCGCCAUACACCAGGUUUUGACGGUGGACUUGGAGAGACACGCUGCAGAGUUACACGGGGAAGGGCUUCGGGGAGCCACACCCAUCAUUAACAUACCACACAUCAGCGCCAGGUUGUAUAACUAUGAGCCAUUGACAGCCCUGAGGAUGCUGCGUGCGAGUGUGUUUGGUCGGUUGGUGUGUGUGAGGGGGACCGUGGUCCGUGUCAGCAACAUCAGACCACUCUGCACACGCUUGGCCUUCACCUGCUCCGGCUGCUCACACACACACACACUCACCCUGCCACACGGCAAGUUCACCACGCCCACCAAGUGUGUGCAGCCAGAGUGUCGCUGUCGUUCAUUCGUCCCCAACAGGAGCUCCCCUCUCACCCUCACUGUGGACUGGCAGAAUAUCAAGGUCCAGGAGAUGAUUGGAGGAGAGCAGAGGGAGGCAGGGCGGAUCCCUCGGACAGUGGAAUGUCACCUGACCUCUGACCUCUGUGACAGUGCUGUCCCUGGAGACACUGUUACUAUUACUGGAACAGUCAGAGUCAGCCAAGACGACGGCGGCAGCAGGGGGAAGAAGGAUAAGUGUAUGUUCCUGCUCUACAUCGAGGCCAACUCCGUCAGCAACUCUAAAGGUGAACGGUCAUCGGGGAUAGAGUUCUCUUUGAAGGAGCUGUACGCCAUCCAGGAAAUACAUAGCCAACCUGAUCUACUGAAGCUCAUCGUACACUCCUUGUGUCCAGCCAUCUACGGCCACCUGCUAGUAAAAGCAGGCCUGUCCUUAGCGUUGUUUGGAGGCAGUCAGAAGCAUGCUGAUGAUAAGAACAGGAUCCCCGUCAGAGGAGACCCUCAUAUACUGGUGGUGGGAGACCCUGGCCUGGGGAAGAGUCAGAUGCUACAGGCGGUGUGUAAUGUGGCUCCCAGGGGGAUCUAUGUGUGUGGUAACACUACCAGUACGUCAGGGCUGACCGUCACACUCUCCAGAGACGCUGGCUCUGGAGACUACGCACUGGAGGCUGGAGCUCUGGUACUAGGAGACCAAGGGCUGUGCUGUAUAGAUGAGUUUGAUAAGCUGGGCCACCAGCAGCAGGCAUUACUAGAAGCCAUGGAGCAGCAGACCAUCAGUCUGGCUAAGGCUGGUCUGGUGUGUUCCUUACCUGCUAGGACCUCUGUUAUCGCUGCUGCUAACCCUGCUGGAGGACACUACAACAGGGCCAAGACGGUCUCCGAAAACCUCAAGAUGGGCAGUGCCCUCCUGUCGAGGUUUGACGUGGUCUUCCUCCUAUUGGAUGUUCCUGAUGAGUCACAUGACCGCCGGCUGUCGGAACAUGUCAUGGCCGUCAGGUCAGGGAAGGGAGGGGCCUCAGGUGCCGUGGUUACACGAGGAGACAACCAUAAAUCACAGAGCUCACUGCUGGAGCCCUCCGACACACCCCUGUCUGACCGGCUGCAGGUGUGUCCAGGGGAGUGUGUAGACCCCAUCCCCCACUCCCUGCUGAGAAAAUAUGUUGGUUACGCUCGCCGCUAUGUUCAUCCCUCGCUCUCUACCGCCGCUGCCCAGACGCUCCAGGACUUCUACCUCUCCCUGCGCUCACACACACACACCCUGUCGGCCACACCCAUCACCACACGUCAGCUGGAGUCCCUCAUCCGCCUCACAGAGGCGCGGGCGAAGCUGGAGCUCAGAGAGACAGCCACCAAGAGUGACGCUGAAGACGUAGUGGAGAUCAUGAAACACAGUCUGGCAGAUACCUUCUCUGAUGGUAGUGGAGGUCUGGACUUUGAGCGGUCGGUACUGGGUGUUGGGAUGAGUCAGCGUUCGGCUGCCAAGAGAUUUAUCACUGCGCUCAACACACAUGCUCAGCGCACACACACCAUGUUGUACGACCUCACACAGCUACGCAGCCUGGCCAAGGACCUCAACAUACAGGUUGCUGACUUUGAAGGUUUCAUCAGUUCUCUGAAUGAACAGGGCUACCUGCUGAAGAAAGGACACAGACAGUACCAGCUACAGACUAUAUAACACACAAACAUAAUCUAAAGACCUGCUGUUACUUAAGAAUUGAUUGUGUAUCAGUGAAUUCUUCCAAUACUGAUUAAUAUAUAACAGUUUAAUACAUGAAUAAUUAAACUGUUUUGAAUAUGAA